Molecule: messenger RNA, 1779 nt
Organism: Erigeron canadensis
Lineage: Eukaryota; Viridiplantae; Streptophyta; Magnoliopsida; Asterales; Asteraceae
Exons: 2
Coding region: 392-1165 (257 amino acids)
Source: RefSeq, a predicted model, not a curated record
UCUUCCCCCCUCUUUUUUUCGAUUAUUUCCCUCUCAUUUUUCACCCCCUUUCACCAUCACUACACACCCUGAAAAAUGUUUUACAAAAAUUAAACAAAUGCAUGUUAAUUUUCUGGGCAUAGAGUAAAACCACCAAGUUGCAUGAGUUCAUUUCAAGAAUGUGAUUUUCAGCAAAAGAAAAGGUAUAUUUUAUAUUAUUUUUGGUACUAAUAAUGAAAUGUUUUGGAGAUUUUAUGCACACCAAGUGUUUGACAAAGUCCAAUGAGGCUUUUUAGUGUAUGUUUAGUGGAAAUAUUACUUAGAAAUUAGUUUACUUUGAUGUUUGUACCUAGAGACAGUUGAAAGUUGUUUAGAGCUGAAACUUUUUUGAGAAAAAAAAAAAAGAAAAAAAAUGAGAGCUUCAAGUAGUGUAGGGCUUGGUUUAAGUCUGAUUUUUGGGUGUUUGUUAUUAGCUCUUAUUGGUGAGCUUUACUAUCUUUUAUGGUGGAAAAAGAGGGUAACUCAUAGAGAAAUGUUUCAAGAAAGUUAUACUAGUCCAACAAGAGAAUUCUUUUAUAUGUUUUGUUGGAAAAAGCCAUCAUCUUUGACCACUAAUGCGUUGACCACUGACACCCAAGUUCAUGAACCAUCAUCAGUUCACCAAAAUAAGGAUAUUUGGAUAACCCCAUUUGGUGAACAGCAAGAAAAUGGUACUAAUGUUGACUCUGAAAUGUUGACUAUGCAAAACCUCUCUGUCCCAGCAAGAUUUUUGUUCACUAUUAAGGAAGAAACCAAGGAAGAUUUAGAAUCAGAAGAAAUGAGUAAAAUAGAGUCAAGAAGGAAUUCAAGUGAUGUCGAUACGCCGUUUUUUACACCCUUAGCUUCACCACCAUAUUUUACACCACCUAUAACUCCUGGUGAUUAUACAUUUAGAACUUUUAGUCCUUUGUUUCAGUCUUCAAGUGAUUUGGAAUUCAAUAGGAUAUGGGCUUCACCACCUCCUAAGUUUAAGUUCUUGAGAGAUGCUGAAGAUAAACUUCAAAAAAAAUUGAUGGAAAGAUUUGAUGAUGAUGAUGAUGUUGAUGAUGGUGUUUCAUGUCAUAGUGAUGAUGAUGUAGUCAAGGAUGGAGAAAAUGGUUAUUUAGUAACAUUAAUUGUGUCAAAGAACAAUGAGAGUGAGUGUUGAUCAUCAUUGGGACUGCCAUCACAUGUCUUCUCAGUGUCCUUCAAGCUUUUAUCCAAAGUGUUUAGGCAUCUGAAGUUCUCAUAAGAGACCUGGCAUUGUGUUUGAACCUCACUGGGUAUACCGGAGUAUCUCAAGGAUAAGGCUCACUGACAAAACUAUUGAUUUAGGCCCCGAAGUCUAUUAUUUUUGAACGGCCAGGCCCGGAAGUCUUUAAGGCCUCAAACUUUAUUACAAAAAUAGUAUAGUUUCAAUAUAUUAUAUGCAAAGAAGGGCCUCAAUUAGAAUUUCUCUUUAGGCCCCAGCAAAGCUUGAAAAGCCCAUGCGGGUAAAUAUCUUGAGAUGUCAACGGAAAAAGUGUAGCAAAUGGCCAUGGGAAUCUCAGUUACUCAGUUAGGCGGCAUACAUCAAAGCAAAAAGACUCAGGUUUCCCACACAUAUUAUAUUCCUUUUGGUUAGGUAGAUUUGUUUUCUCGAAAACAGUUGAUUUAUGCAUAGCUGUAAUAAUCAAAGUCAGAGUAAUUAUGAAAUGUUAAGUUGUAAAUCAUACUGAAGAACUUGUGUACUGCUCUGUUGGGUACCUUGUAAGAUUUUUGCCUACAAUUUUGCCAUUAUUU